This is a messenger RNA of Brenthis ino (lesser marbled fritillary), 2034 nucleotides long. The record is from the annotation of a GenBank genome assembly. Lineage: Eukaryota; Metazoa; Arthropoda; Insecta; Lepidoptera; Nymphalidae.
AUGUCAACUUUAAAAUCAGAAGACUUGUAUUUGAACAGGGCCAAACUUGUUAUGAAAUAUUUAGGAGUUUGGGUGCCUGCAGCGAAUGAAACGAUUACACUUAAAUCUUACAGGCUAUUUAUGAUAUUCUUACAGUAUUUAUUCCUACUCUUCCAAAUUAUUUAUAUAUUCCAAGUUUGGGGAGAUUUGGAAGCCGUCUCGCAGGCUUCAUAUUUGUUAUUCACUCAAGCCUGCUUAUGUUUCAAAAUUACAGUUCUACAAAUAAAUGUGGAUUUGCUUAAAGAUUUGCUGAACAGGAUGAACAGCGAAAUAUUUCUACCACAGUCAAGGGAACAAGAAAGGAUUCUAAAACGGCAAGCAAAACGUAUUAAACAAUUGUUGUUGGCAUUCAUGAUAAGUUCACAAACGACUUGUUUGCUGUGGGCGCUGAAGCCAUUGUUUGAUGACGCAGGUUCUCGCAACUUCCCAUUCGAUAUGUGGAUGCCGGUACGGCCUGAGUUUUCUCCGCAAUACGAGUUGGGCUUCGCGUUUCAGCUACUGACUAUUUGCACAAGCGCUUAUAUGUACUUCGGAGCGGACAGUAUCGCCUUGUCUAUGGUGAUCUUCGCCUGCGCGCAGCUGAAUAUAAUAAAGGAUAAGAUUUUGAAUAUAAGUUUUGUUCAUGUUCAAGGCCGAAGUGAUAUUGAAAAGACUAUAAUUGUAUCCGAAAACAAUAAAAAAUUGAUAGACUGUAUAAAGCAACAUCAAGCUAUCGUGUCGUAUUUCCUGUCGCAGGUGGACUGGCGCAGUAUGCAAUUCUUUUCAAUCCUUACUUAUUUAUCUGUGAUGAUCAGCCAGCUGUUCGUAUGCUGCUGGUGCGGCCACGAGCUCACGGCCACGAGCGAAGAGCUCCCCACGGUGUUAUACAAGUGUCCGUGGUACGAGCAGGACCUCCAGUUCAUGCGCACGUUGCGCGUCGCGGCGAUGCGCAUGGGCCGGCCCACGGUGCUGCGCGCCGGACACUACAUCAGCUUGUCCAGGCCCACGUUUGUGGCGGCUUCAGUCUGCUAUAAAGUUGCAGUAUUUAUCCUUCACAAGAAGAACUUAAAAAGUCUGCUUGAGUACAUGAUGGUGGACAUCUUCGUCCCUCAGUCUGCAGUCCAUAGCGAGAUACUAAUAACACGUGCUCGCAAAGUGAAAAGGUUAUGUGCAGUUUUUUUAGUAAGUGCAUUUAUGACAUGCUCUUUAUGGGCCAGCAUGCCGUGGUUUGAUGAAGCGGAAACGAGGUCCUUCCCUUUCAAGAUUUGGAUGCCCGUGUCUACGCAUACCUUUACGCAGUAUAUAUUAGGGUACUUAUACCAGAUAGUGAGCGUCUACAUCAGCGCCCUGCUGUUCUUCGCGGUGGACAGCACCACGCUCUCCAUGAUCAUAUUUGGAUGUGCCCAGUUGGAAAUCGUUAUUGAUAAGAUAAAGAAGGUGAAAAAUGUACCAAUGUCCGCCAAAUUAAAUAAAACAGCAAAAGAGCAGUUGGUCAAAGACAGUAAUGAAUUAUUUAUUCAGUGUAUUCAUCAACAUCAAGAAGUUAUAAGAUUUGUAGAACUUCUGGAAAACACAUAUCACGCGAACAUAUUUUUCCAGCUGAGUGGCACCGUCGGCAUCAUCUGCAUCAUUGGACUGCGGAUUACAAUUACGGAACCGAGCAGCGUGCAGUUCUACUCGAUGCUGAACUACAUGGUGACGAUGCUGUCCCAGCUGCUGCUCUACUGCUGGUGCGGCACCGAGCUCACUACUAAAUGUAUUGGAAAUUGGUAUACGUACCUACUAAGUACACAACUGUUACAUGAGAGCGAAGAUUUACGGCAGUGGAUUUAUCAAUGUCCCUGGUACGAACAAGACUUCAAAUUCAGAAGGUCCCUCGUCAUCGCGAUGGAGUGUAUGAAAAAGCCCAUUAUUUUCAAAGCCGGCCAUUACAUUCCACUUUCGCGGCCUACAUUCGUAUCAAUUUUGCGUUCGUCUUAUUCAUAUUUCGCAGUGCUGAAUCAAGCUAAUAAUAAG